Oryza brachyantha (malo sina) is the source of this 767-nucleotide messenger RNA. RefSeq lists its product as uncharacterized. The transcript is spliced from 2 exons. The coding region runs from base 72 to 494 and encodes 140 amino acids. NCBI's taxonomy places the organism in Eukaryota, Viridiplantae, Streptophyta, Magnoliopsida, Poales, Poaceae. The record is from RefSeq and is a predicted model, not a curated record.
CGAGUUAUAAGAGGAAGAGGCUACACAAGCUCCACAAAAUAGCUUCUUGUUGGUGGUAAGUCCAUCUCAAGAUGAUGAAGAAAAGCUGCUUUCUUGCUCUCUUCCUCCUACUGCACGCCCUUGCCUCCCAGGGCACAUGGUGUGGUGCUGAGGGAACCUACGUGAUUAAUGGAGCUCAUCUGAGACCUCAUCUCCAGGUUGGAGAAUUGCAUGUCACUGAAGGCAAGAAGCUUGGCCAAGAACACGAACACACACACCAUGAUGAGGUGAAGAUUCCCAUGAGAAUGGCCAUAGCUCACAGGGGUGGCAGCGCCGGCGGCGUCGGCGGCGGCACUAGGGCCGGCGGCACAAGCGUCGGCGGGAGGAAUGUCAACGGAGCUGCUGACACGCGGCCGCACACCGGGAGGAGCAGCGCGGCGGCGAUGCCGGCGCCGACGUCUAUCUUGGCGCUGGCUUUCGCCUGUGCCAUUGCUGUCUCAGCUUGCAGCUUCUAAAGCUUUGUGUGUGUAUGUGUGUGUGUGUGGUGGUGUUCUUGCAAGGAAAAAAAAGUAUAUGUAUUUUAGUUGUGUGGCAGUCUCUGAAUUUUGUGUAUCCACUUUGUCAGAAGCACACUGAAACUGUUCCGUUGCUAAUUCUUACUUUCUUAGCCUGUAUCUCAAAUUGUUGAUCUAUCAUCUGUCUCAUGCCGUCCCAAAGAUCGUUCUUUGGUUGUUGCAGUUAUAAUUCUUCACAUCUUAUGUUCAGUUCAAUUAGUAAAACACAUGCUG